AGCGGACACACUCAUACAGACGUGCAGAGACGCUGAACUGUAGAUGAUGGAGCUCCAGCGUCCAGCAGCCCUGCUAACUGCUGUAAUACUGAUGGUCGUCUGCUCCACUGCAGAGAUGGCUGGGGUCAGACUGGUGGACGGCGAUGGCCAUUGCUCUGGGAUGCCACAGGUCCUUUAUGAGGGAAAUUGGAGUAUAGUGGACAGUGUGCUGUUUGACUACAGAAAUGCAAUGGUGGUGUGCAGAGAGCUGAACUGUGGGAAUGCAGUCAAUGUUACUUUUAGAGAGAAUGUUAGAAAAGAAGAUACAAACGAUGCUUUUCUUUCAAUCGCAUGUGAAGGCAAAGAGUCAGCUUUUUCACAGUGCAAACAACGUGAUCAGGAUCCACUGGAUCGCAUCAAUAACAUCAUCCAUAGUACAGAUGCCAUUUGCUCAGACUCUGUGAGGCUCGUGGAUGGGGCUGGACUCUGCUCUGGGAGACUGGAGGUGAAGUCCCAUCAGUCCUGGACCUCAGUAUGUGAGACUGGCUUUGACCAGCAGGAUGCAGAGGUAGUGUGUAGGGAGCUGGGCUGUGGUACUCCACUGACUUUACAGGGGGCGCUCUUUGGAGAAGGGAAACACCCAUUUGGGACCAAAGACUUCCAGUGUAAAGGCACAGAGAACCGUCUCCUCACCUGUAGCACCUCAGAAAGAGAGGAACAUACCUGUGCACUUGGCAAAGCUGUGGGACUCACCUGUUCAGAGCCUGAUGAUGUGAAACUGGUGGGUGGGAGCAGUCGCUGUGCUGGGACAGUGAAGGUGUUUCAUACUGGAGAGUGGAGAAGUGUGACAGCAGUUCAGUGGUCCAUAAAAGAGGCUGCUGUGGUGUGCAGACAGUUGGACUGUGGCUCUGCUGUUGCAGCUUCACGGAGAAGUUCUGGUGGACCUGAAAGACCAUGGAGUGUUCAGAUUGAGUGUGAAGGAUCUGAGUCGGCGCUGAGGGAAUGCAGGAGCUAUUAUAAUCGACAUAUCUGGUACCGUGCUGAAGUAAUCUGUUCAGACGCUGUCAGGCUUGUAGACGGAGCUGGACGCUGUUCUGGGAGAGUGGAGGUGAAGCCCCAUCAGUCCUGGACCUCAGUAUGUGAGACUGGCUUUGACCAGCAGGAUGCAGAGGUAGUCUGUAGGGAGCUUGGCUGUGGGUCUCCACUGACUCUACAGGGGGCGCUCUUUGGAGAAGGGAAACACCCAUUUGGGACCAAAGAGUUUCAGUGUAGAGGCACAGAGGACCACCUCCUUAAGUGUAGCACCUCAGAAAGAGAGCAACACACCUGUGCACUUGGCAAAGCUGUGGGACUCACCUGUUCAGAACCUGCUGAUGUGAGAAUGGUGGGUGGGAGCAGCCGCUGUGCUGGAAAUGUUGAGAUGUUUAAUAGUGGAGAGUGGAGGAAAGUGAUAUCAGACACAUGGCCCAUGAGAGCGGCUGCUGUGGUUUGCAGACAGCUGGACUGUGGCUCUGUUGCUUCUGCUACAAAUAAAAAAUCUGCGAUGGAUAUGAGGAGACCCAGUGUUGGGGUUAAAUGUACAGGAUCUGAAUCAGCACUGAGGGAAUGCUGGAAUACCUAUGAUAGUGGAUACCAACUUGAAGUGAUCUGUUCAGACUCUGUGAGGCUUGUGGAUGGAGAUGGACUCUGCUCUGGGAGACUGGAGGUGAAGUCCCACCAGUCCUGGACCUCAGUAUGUGAGACUGGCUUUGACCAGCAGGAUGCAGAGGUAGUCUGUAGGGAGCUGGGCUGUGGGACUCCAGUGAAUCUACAGGGGGCGCUCUUUGGAGAAGGGAAACACCCAUUUGGAACCAAAGACUUCCAGUGUAAAGGAACAGAAAAUAGUCUCCUUACCUGUAGCACCUCAGAAAGAGAGGAACAUACCUGUGCACAUGGCAAAGCUGUGGGACUCACCUGUCAAUAUGUGAAACUGGUGGAUGGGAGCAGCCGCUGUGCUGGAACUGUGAUGCUUUAUGACAAGAAGUGGAGGACAGUGGAAGGAAAUGCAUGGUCAAUUAAAGACGCUGCUGUUGUGUGCCGACAGCUGGACUGUGGCUCUGCAGUUGCAGUUACAAAUAAAAAUUUGGAGAUGACCACAUCCAAAGAUGAUGUCCGGAUUUCCUGCAGUGGAUCUGAAUCUGGACUGAAGGAAUGUGCAGUUCAUGAUAUUUCCUGGUCCUUAUCCUCUGCUGGAGUGAUCUGUUCAGGUCUUCUGGUGAAGCCCACCAUCUCUCUCUCUACUACCAUAAGAGGGUCUAGGGAUAACCAGGAGCCAGAGGUGGUCAGGGGUGACAGCUUCACCAUCACCUGCUCCACUCAGCCACAGUACCCAGGAGGCUCCUUCCACCUCAAACUGCCCUGGAACAACAGAAGCCACACUGAGACAGCUGUCAAUCACUCAGCCUCCUUCCUCUUUCCUACUGCCGAUGAUUCCCACCAGGGGACCUACAGCUGUGUCUAUCAGAACCAAGUGAUCUUUCAAACUGAAAACUAUCGAGUUACGGAGGGUCAGUGGCCUAAUAUGAAAUGGUCUCAUGGAAGUUUCAUCCAUAAUUUCACCUCUGAGAGUGAGCCUCUCUCCCUCAUCGUCACAGCUUUUUCCAGAGCUGAAGAUCAGAAGGAUGUGGAGUGAGGAGCUGGAGAGGAGCUGAUGGCAGACUGACAGAAGGAGGAAAGGGAGGCGCAGGACAGGAAUGAGCUUCACGGUGAACUUAGGUUGCGUCCACAAACUUUGGCUACAGCCAUUGUCCUCCAUGUCCCUUUCUACUGUUCUUCUUCUUACUCUGAAGAAAACUGAGGGAUUAAGAAGAGGAAACAGGAGGAGGAUAAAAUCUUUAAUAGAAUUCCCGAGUGGUGUACACUCAUGUGCCUGAAGUAGCUUUACUUAUUUCCUUUGAUAUUCGGAAUCUGCCAGUAGGUGGCACCAUGAUAGAUUUCCAGCCCACAGAGGAGAAGAGGAAGAUCUGUAGGACACAGCAGAAGCUUUUAGGGUUUCUGGACGCAGCCUUAGUGAGAGUGCGGAGUGGAAAAGAGAAUCUGCUGCUCUUUCAGCUCUAGUUACCAGAAGAGAGAGAUCAGCGCGAGAUUAGACUUGGCUCUGCUUUUAGUUCUUACUUUUAAAAUUUAAACUUUAAAAGAAGUUUUAGAACUUGCAUUUUAAAGUUUCUAUAGAUUCAAUAUAUUUGAUUGAUUGUAUGUUUUAAAUAGGCCAAAAUAAAACACUGAAACUCAUUUUAGUGACAAUUUUAACUGUUUGUUUUUUCCAAUAAUUGUUCUUUGAUUUAUUAGGUUUAUGAUUUCAGUAAAAAUAAUCCAUGUUUAGAUGUCUUUGUGGAUGAUUUAGUCUGAUUUACUCUCAUGAACGUAUUUUGUUUAAAAGGUAAUAACAAUAUUGGUGAAUGUCUGGUCUGAAAUCUUUAACUCAGUCUGGUCUUUUGGGAAUCGUGAUCUCAGUGUAAGAAAAACACUUCACAGACUUUUUUCUUGAUUUUUAACUUUUUUGCUAAAUUGUACUGCUUUGCAUUUUAAAUAAAGCUUCUGAUGGUGAAA
Molecule: messenger RNA, 3567 nt
Organism: Pygocentrus nattereri (red-bellied piranha)
Lineage: Eukaryota; Metazoa; Chordata; Actinopteri; Characiformes; Serrasalmidae
Product: deleted in malignant brain tumors 1 protein-like
Exons: 10
Coding region: 44-2650 (868 amino acids)
Cellular component (GO): membrane
Source: RefSeq, a predicted model, not a curated record